This is a messenger RNA of Fundulus heteroclitus (mummichog), 4210 nucleotides long. Its product is annotated as sodium bicarbonate cotransporter 3. Gene Ontology annotation, biological process: bicarbonate transport; regulation of intracellular pH; transmembrane transport. Lineage: Eukaryota; Metazoa; Chordata; Actinopteri; Cyprinodontiformes; Fundulidae. The coding region runs from base 114 to 3818 and encodes 1234 amino acids. The transcript has 26 exons. Gene Ontology annotation, cellular component: basolateral plasma membrane; plasma membrane; apical plasma membrane. Gene Ontology annotation, molecular function: monoatomic anion transmembrane transporter activity; solute:inorganic anion antiporter activity; sodium:bicarbonate symporter activity. The record is from RefSeq and is a predicted model, not a curated record.
AGCAGCCAGCGCCGAGUUUGGGCUGCUGAACCCGGACCGCCUGCUGCUGACUGCUCGGUUCUGGGCUGGAAAGGUUCUGGAGGGUUCUGGGUUUUUGUUCUGGACCGGCAGCCAUGGCAGACUUCUGGGGGGACAUUGCCACUCAGAGGGUGGCCAGAGGGAUCUCUGUGGGCAACGAUGAGGAGGCCGUGUUGGACCAGGGCAAGACCAGCACCACCCUGCACACCAACUUUGAGAAGGAGGAACUGGAGAGCCACAGAGCCGUCUACGUCGGCGUUCACGUCCCGCUGGGCCGCGAGAACCGCGAGAACCGCCGGCGGCACCGCCACAGAGGACACCGUCAUCACCGCAAGCGCCGCGACCGUCUGGACCGGGAGGACGGGCGCGAGUCUCCGUCGUACGACACGCCGUCCCAGAGGGUCCAGUUCCUGCUGGGCACCGAGGACGACGACGAGGAGCACAUCCCCCACGACCUGUUCACCGAGCUGGACGAGCUGGCCUUCCGGGACGGACACGCCCAGGUGUGGAAGGAGACGGCCAGGUGGCUGAAGUUCGAGGAGGACGUGGAGGACGGCGGCGAGCGCUGGAGCAAGCCCUACGUGGCGACGCUGUCGCUGCACUCCCUCUUCGAGCUGCGCUCCUGCAUCCUGAACGGCACCGUGCUGCUGGACAUGCGGGCCGGCUCCAUCGAGGAGAUCGCAGACAUGGUGAUCGACAGCAUGCUGGCGUCGGGGCAGCUGGAGGAGGAGCUGCAGGAGAAGGUGAGGGAGGCCGUGCUGAAGCGCCACCACCACCAGAACGAGAAGAAGCUCAGCAACCGCAUCCCGCUGGUCCGCUCCUUCGCCGACAUCGGCAAGAAGCACUCCGACUCCCACCUGCUGGAACGCAACGGGGAGGGCCUCUCCGCCUCGCGGCUCUCCCUCCUCCGUCGCUCCUUCAGCACCUCCACCCCUCCCCCGUCCCCCGGUGGCUCCUCCCCCUCCUCUCCUCGCAGCGCCCCCGGCUUCUACCACCAGCAGCGCCACCUGUCGGAGCCCUGUCCGUCCUUCCUGACUCCGCCUCCUCACGGCCACGCCCCUCCAGACGGAGCGCCGCGCCGCUGCUCCGCCCCGGAGAAGCUGACGGUUCCUGAGGUGGUGGUUUUCCCUCCUGAGGAGGAGGAGGAGGUGCAGCACCACGGACCGGACCUGCAGGUUCCUGGGAGCCACACAGGGCUGCUGGCGUCGCCUCAGUCGGCUCCAGGAAACCUGGACAACAAGAUCUGCGAGGGUCGCAUCAACGGAGGCAGCAGGGAGAACAGCACGGUGGACUUCAGCAAGGUGGACAUGAACUUCAUGAAGAAGAUCCCACCUGGCGCCGAGGCCUCCAACGUUCUGGUGGGCGAAGUGGACUUCCUGGAACAUCCCAUCAUCGCCUUCGUCCGCCUCUCCCCGGCGGUUCUGCUGACUGGACUCACCGAGGUCCCGGUACCGACCAGGUUUCUCUUCCUGAUGCUCGGCCCGUGCGGGAAGGGUCUGCAGUACCACGAGAUCGGCCGCUCCAUCGCCACGCUGAUGACCGACGAGGUGUUCCACGACGUGGCGUACAAAGCCAAGGACCGCACCGACCUGCUGUCCGGCAUCGACGAGUUCCUGGACCAGGUGACGGUUCUGCCGCCGGGCGAGUGGGACCCCAGCAUCCGCAUCGAGCCGCCCAAGAACGUCCCGUCUCAGGAGAAGAGGAAGACGGCGGCGCAGCCCAACGGCUCCGCCCCCUGCCCGCAGGCGGGGAAGGAGAUGGAGCACCACGCGGGGCCGGAGCUGCAGCGGACCGGCAGGAUCUUUGGAGGCCUGGUGAAGGACGUUCGCAGGAAGGCGCCGUUCUACUGGAGCGACCUGAAGGACGCGCUGAGUCUGCAGUGCCUGGCCUCCGUCCUCUUCCUCUACUGCGCCUGCAUGUCGCCCGUCGUCACCUUCGGAGGUCUGCUGGGCGAAGCCACCAAAGGAAACAUCAGUGCCAUCGAGUCGCUGUUCGGGGCGUCCAUGACGGGCGUGGCCUACUCCCUGUUCUCCGGUCAGCCGCUCACCAUCCUGGGCAGCACCGGUCCAGUUCUGGUGUUCGAGAAGAUCCUCUUCAAGUUCUGCUGCGACUACCAGCUGUCCUACCUGUCCCUGAGGACCAGCAUCGGGUUAUGGACGGCCUUCCUCUGCCUGCUGCUGGUUGCCACGGACGCCAGCUCCCUGGUCUGCUACAUCACGCGCUUCACUGAGGAGGCCUUCGCCGCGCUCAUCUGCCUCAUCUUCAUCUACGAGGCCCUGGCCAAGCUGGUCCACCUGGGCGACGCCUACCCCGUCAACAUGCACCACCAGCUGGACAACCUCACCUUCUACACGUGCCGGUGUUCUCCUCCUGCCAACGCCUCGGCGGAGGCCCUGCAGCUGUGGAGCAGCAGGAACUUGACGUCGGGGGACAUCGAGUGGGAGCAGCUGGGCGUGAAGGACUGCCGGGACUUGAAGGGAGAGUUCGUCGGGUCGGGCUGCAGCCACAACGGGCCCUUCGUCCCCGACGUCCUCUUCUGGUCCAUCAUCCUCUUCUUCGCCACCUUCUUCCUCUCCUCCUUCUUCAAGCAGUUCAAGACCACCAGAUACUUCCCCACCAAGGUGAGGUCGGCCAUCAGUGACUUCGCCGUCUUCCUCACCAUCAUGAUCAUGGUGCUGCUGGACUACCUGGUGGGAGUUCCUUCUCCCAAACUGCACGUUCCAGACCGCUUCCAGCCCACCUCCAGCAGCCGGACCUGGCUGAUCUCUCCGCUGGGACCCAACCCCUGGUGGACGCUGCUGGCUGCGGCCGUGCCGGCUCUGCUCUGCACCAUCCUGAUCUUCAUGGACCAGCAGAUCACGGCCAUCAUCAUCAACAGGAAGGAGAACAAGCUGAAGAAAGGCUGCGGCUACCACCUGGACCUGCUGGUGGUGGCGGUGAUGCUGGGCGUCUGCUCCAUCAUGGGCCUGCCCUGGUUCGUGGCCGCCACCGUCCUCUCCAUCUCCCACGUCAACAGCCUGAAGGUGGAGUCUGGCUGCGCCGCGCCCGGCGAGCAGCCCAAGUUCCUGGGCAUCAGGGAGCAGCGGGUGACGGGCUUCAUGAUCUUCGUGCUGAUGGGCUGCUCUGUCUUCAUGACGUCGGCGCUGAAGUUCAUCCCCAUGCCGGUCCUCUACGGAGUCUUCCUCUACAUGGGCGUGUCGUCGCUCAAAGGCAUCCAGCUCUUCGACCGCAUCAAGCUGUUCAGCAUGCCGGGCAAACACCAGCCGGACCUCAUCUACCUGCGCUACGUGCCGCUGUGGAAGGUCCACGUCUUCACCGUGGUCCAGCUGUCCUGCCUCAUCAUCCUCUGGGUCAUCAAGGCGUCCCGCGCCGCCGUCGUCUUCCCCAUGAUGGUGCUGGCGCUGGUCUUCAUCAGGAAGCUGAUGGACUUCUGCUUCACCAAGCGGGAGCUGAGCUGGCUGGACGACCUGAUCCCCGAGAGCAAGAAGAAGAAGGACGACGACAAGAAGAAGGAGGAGCAGGACGCCGAGCAGAUGGAGGACACCGAGGACGAAGCUCCGUACGGGCCGCAGAGCAUCCUGAAGUUCCCCAUCAAAUCCCUGAAAGGGCGCUCCGACCCGUCUGAGGUCAACAUCUCAGAUGAAAUGGCCAAAAGCGGGAUCUGGAAGUCGGUCUCCAAGAACUCUGAGGGAAGCAAAGGCCUGAAGCGCUGCAAGAGUCAGGACAAGCUGCCCAGCGUCCAGAUCAGCGUGGAGAACGAGGACGGCCGCAGGUUUGUGGACUCUGAGACGGCGUUAUGAUCCUUCAGCCGGGGGGCGGAGCCUGACGGCGGCGGAGGAUCCCAGGAGGACCAAUCAGCUUCCACCUGCCGGCGCUGCGCCUCUCUGACGAGACGCUGUUUUAUUUCCUCAUCGUUUUAUGGUGAAACACGGAGACUCCUCAGGUUACUUUGGUUUUUACCCACAUGGUCCGCCGCCGCUGCCGCUGCGCUCUGAUUGGCCGGCCGUCGGACCGCGAGGACGAAUGUUUAGUUUCCUCGUUCGGCGCGCAGACGCCACGCGGGACGGACGUUUUAUUUACUCCAUCGUGCUGAUUUCAGUUCAGAGUGCGCUCACCGUGUUGCCUGCAGGUUCCACCUCAGAUGUUUGUAGUUUCUUUGUAAAUUUUUAAUAAAUCAGUUUGGAGGCAAAAA